Lolium perenne is the source of this 2519-nucleotide messenger RNA. Its product is annotated as putative receptor protein kinase ZmPK1. Gene Ontology annotation, molecular function: protein serine/threonine kinase activity; ATP binding. The record is from RefSeq and is a predicted model, not a curated record. Lineage: Eukaryota; Viridiplantae; Streptophyta; Magnoliopsida; Poales; Poaceae. Gene Ontology annotation, biological process: recognition of pollen; protein phosphorylation.
GGAGAAGAGCAACCAUAAAUGGAAGCACAUACCUUCGACCAUACAACUCCAUCAACACCAAGAAAAAUGGGCACGUUCUUCUUCCUAAUCAUCCUUGCAUUGAUCACCAUUCCACCAUGCUCAUAUGCUUCGGCCCAGUCGACGCUAAGCACUGGCUCGUCCUUCUCUGUAGAAGAGUAUAGGCAGACCUUCCUUACCUCGCCAAAUGCUGAUUUCUCUUGUGGCUUCUAUGAAGUUGGAGGCAAUGCAUUCUCCUUCUCUAUCUGGUUCACCGCCACCGUGGAAAAGACUGUUGUAUGGUCUGCCAACCCCAAGUCCCCGGUGAAUGGCCAUGGUUCCAAGGUGUUGCUGAACCAUAAUGGAAACUUGGUUCUCACUGAUGUCAAUGGCACCGUUACUUGGGACAGCGGGACCAGCUCUGGUGAGGGUACAACGGUUUCCCUUCUCGACACCGGCAACCUCAUCGUCAAAGACUCCACUAGUAAAAUCUUGUGGGAAAGCUUCUCUUCACCGACAGAUACACUCCUGCCCUUACAGCUUCUCAGAAAAGGUACACGGCUAGUCUCCAGUUAUUACAGCCUCUAUUUUGACAACGACAACGUGCUACGCCUUAUGUAUGAUGGUCCGGAUAUAUCAAGUAUCUACUGGCCAAGUGCAGACUAUAGUGUGUUUGCAAAUGGACGGACUACCUACAACAGCUCCAGGAUUGCAGUCCUCGACACUGAAGGAUUUUUCCUUUCAAGUGAUGGGCUGAAUGCCAAGGCUUCUGAUUGGGGUGCUGGAGUCAAGAGAAGGCUCACAAUUGGUUAUGAUGGAAACAUCAGAAUAUACAGUCUGAAUGCUUUGACUGGGAGCUGGAUUGUAUCAUGGGAGGCUAUAACAGAAAUGUGCAGCGUGCACGGGAUAUGCGGACAAAAUGGGUUAUGUGAGUACAUGCCAAACCUCAGGUGUUCAUGUUCCCCAGGAUAUGAGAUGACUGAUCCUCAUAACUGGAACAGAGGUUGCCGGCCACAAUUCAACAAAAGCUGCAGCGAAACAGAACAGUUUGACUUCAUCAAGGUCCCUCAAAGUGACUGUUAUGGCUUUGAUCUGACCUACAACCAGUCCGUCUCGCUUGCUCAAUGUAAGAAGAUAUGCUUGGACAUCUGUACCUGCUCAGCAUUCACAUACAAGAUAGGAUCUGCACUUUGCUACACCAAAUCUAUACUCUUCAAUUGUUAUAGAUCCGCAAAUUUUCCUGGAGAUAACUAUAUCAAAGUACCCAAGAAUCUGGGUACCUUCAAACAGUCUGGUCUCACGUGUAAUCUGGGAAAUCCUGUGGUUGUUCAAGAGUCUGCAAGUAUGUAUGGAAUGAACUAUAGCAACAAAAGUUAUACUACUUACUAUGUAUUUGCAACAAUACUGGCAGCCCUAGUGUUGCUCUUUAUAGGUACAAGCUGGUCGUUUCUUUACAGCAAGCAAAACAUACCCAAGUCAAUGGAAGCAGGAUACAGGACAGUGAUGAGCCAAUUCAGGAUCUUCACGUACCGAGAGUUAAGGGAAGCUACUGGAAAGUUUAAAGAAGAGAUUGGAAGAGGAGCCUCUGGAAUUGUUUACAGAGGAGUACUUGAAGAUAAGAGAGUAACUGCGGUGAAGAAGCUAACAAACAUUUCACAUAGUGAGGAGGAAUUCUGGGCAGAAAUGAAUAUAAUCGGAAGGAUCAACCAUAUGAAUUUAGUGAGAAUGUGGGGGUUUUGCUCUGAGGGUCAACACUAUUAUUCUCCUAUCAAACACAAACUACUGGUGUAUGAGUAUGUCGAGAAUGAAUCACUCGACAAGUUUAUAUUUGGUGAUAUAAGUACUGAGAGAUUAUUUUCUUGGAGCCAACGAUUCAAAAUAGCAUUGGGAACUGCAAGAGGUUUGGCCUACCUCCAUCAUGAGUGCCUGGAGUGGAUAAUCCAUUGUGAUGUAAAGCCAGAGAACAUACUCCUGAGCCGAGAUUUUGAAGCCAAGAUAGCAGAUUUCGGACUAGCCAAACUCUCAAAGAGAGACAGUUCCAGUUUCAGCCUCGCCUACAUGAGAGGAACAAUGGGCUACAUGGCACCCGAGUGGGCGCUGAAUUUGCCAAUCAAUGCAAAGGUCGACGUAUACAGUUAUGGUGUUGUCCUUCUCGAGUUAGUUACUGGAAGUAGGAUCUCAAGUGGGAUAGCAAUGGAUGGUGAAGAGGUAGAGCUUAGUCGGUUUGUGCACACAUUGAAAGAUUUGCUGGUGAGUGGAGAUGUUAAGGAUAUAGUUGAUACUAGAUUGAAUGGCUAUUUUGAUCCGGACCAAGUGGCAGUGAUGGUGAAACUGGCUUUAUCUUGUCUUGAAGAAAGAAACCGCAGGCCUACAAUGAAUGAAAUUGUAAGAGCUCUGCUAGCAUGUGAUGACCAUGAUAAUCAUCCAGCCUACUCAUGGUUGACUUGUGAUAACUUAUUAGAUCUCGAUUUGUAAGAAUAAACUGUUUGCAUAUGGUGCGUGGUAUUUGAUAGUAAGAUAAA